GGAUUGAAUUUCGAUUAAUAAAGAUAUAAAGGUGGAAGAACACCUGCCGCAAGGUCAAUCGAAAGAAGUCGACGAACUAGUAUUUCACCAACGCCUUUAUCACCUCGUGUUGUGCUUUCUAGACUGGAACCAAGAGACUUCGAAAGAUUACGCUUGUCUUAUAAAGUUGCAUUAGUAGAUCAAAGAAGAUCUCGGAGUUGCCGUGGUAUGAACAUGGGUCAAAAAAUAAGCGGCAGUGUGAAAUCUGUUAACAGAAAUGACACACAGACGCCUUUUAAGCCAAUUAUACCAAGGGAAUUAGCGGCCGAUUUUGCAAAACCAGCAAGAAUUGAUAUACUACUAGAUAUGCCUCCAGCAAAUAAAGAAACACAACUUAAACAUUCGUGGAAUUCUGAGGAUAGAUCACUAAACAUUUUUGUUAAAGAAGAUGAUAAACUAACUUUCCAUAGACACCCAGUUGCACAAAGUACAGAUUGCAUACGUGGCAAAAUUGGAAUGACCAAAGGAUUACAUAUAUGGGAAAUAUAUUGGCCUACAAGACAAAGAGGUACACAUGCAGUAGUAGGCGUUGCCACAUCCGAAGCUCCACUACAUUCUGUAGGUUAUCAAAGUUUGGUUGGUUCUUCAGAUCAAAGCUGGGGCUGGGACUUAGGAAGAAAUAAAUUAUAUCACAAUUCUAAAAACUGUGCAGGCAUUACCUAUCCCGCAAUCCUUAAGAACGAUGAAGCUUUUUUGGUUCCAGAUAAAUUUUUAGUUGCUCUUGAUAUGGAUGAAGGAACAUUAAGUUUUAUCAUAGAUCACCAGUACCUUGGAGUUGCAUUUAGGGGCUUAAAGGGUAAAAAAUUGUACCCUGUAGUUUCUGCUGUUUGGGGUCAUUGCGAAAUUACUAUGAGAUACAUUGGAGGACUUGAUCCUGAACCAUUGCCACUAAUGGAUUUAUGUAGGCGAACAAUACGACAGGAACUUGGACGUGCAAACUUAGAAGAUCGAGUUCAACAACUACAUCUUCCGCAUUCGAUGAAGACGUAUUUAUUGUAUAAAAAUCGUAGAUAAUACUUUUAUUAUAAGUUAUUAAUAAUUAAAUUUAACUGUAAGAAUUUUAUGUUAGUAGCAGUUAUUGAUUAUACAGUAAUAAGUUUAUAAAUACUCCGUUUAGCAUAUUUUGGUGUAAUAUAGUUAUAAGUUUAUAUGGGCUUAGUUUUGUAAAUUGACAACAUUGUAUACAUAAGUAUAUCGUUCAAGAUAAAAAUAAUAUAACAUAAAUCUCAAUAUUAAAGAUAUAAUAAAAUAUAAAUU
This is a messenger RNA of Lucilia sericata (common green bottle fly), 1296 nucleotides long. It is a transcript of the gene gus, whose product is annotated as protein gustavus. The transcript has 3 exons. Gene Ontology annotation, molecular function: protein binding. Gene Ontology annotation, biological process: intracellular signal transduction; proteasome-mediated ubiquitin-dependent protein catabolic process. The record is from RefSeq and is a predicted model, not a curated record. The coding region runs from base 208 to 1053 and encodes 281 amino acids. NCBI's taxonomy places the organism in Eukaryota, Metazoa, Arthropoda, Insecta, Diptera, Calliphoridae. Gene Ontology annotation, cellular component: SCF ubiquitin ligase complex.